Molecule: messenger RNA, 5277 nt
Organism: Cavia porcellus (domestic guinea pig)
Lineage: Eukaryota; Metazoa; Chordata; Mammalia; Rodentia; Caviidae
Biological process (GO): virion assembly; DNA integration; proteolysis
Molecular function (GO): zinc ion binding; aspartic-type endopeptidase activity; RNA-DNA hybrid ribonuclease activity
Source: RefSeq, a predicted model, not a curated record
UUGAGGUGACUCAUCUGGGGGAUUUCGAUUCCCAGUCUGUGGUCCGUCCGGGCCAAUCUGGAGACACCCUGUAAGGUGUCUCAUUUGGAGUGAAACUGAUGCGUAUGCAUGUGAAUGAAGUGGCCGGCCUGAUUGUCUUGUGUGUCGUGGGUGCUGUGUUUGGUUAUUUGUUGUACCGCGCUUGCGUUAACCGCCCUGUGACAAUAGAACAUCAUGGGACAGUCGACCUCAUCCCCAUUGUCCCUCACCCUCGACCAUUGGUCGGAGGUGCGGAAGAGGGCUCACGAUCUCUCCUUGCAGGUCAAGAAGAAUAAGUGGCAGGAUUUCUGCUCGACUGAGUGGCCUACUUUCUCUGUGGGAUGGCCACCAGAGGGGACUUUUCAUCUGCCCCUCAUCCUAGCAGUUAAGGACGUCAUCUUCCGCCCCGGGCAAAGGGGGCACCCUGAUCAGGUCGCUUACAUCCUGGUAUGGCAGGACCUCAGGGAGGAACCCCCAUUAUGGGUAAAACCCUUUCUUCCCCCUUCUGACUCAUCUGUACCAAAGCUUUUAGCUCUGAAGGGACCUCCCACUUCGGCUCCGGUCCUGCCCGAGUCUCAGCCUGAUCUACCUUUACUCGACUAUGACCGGCCUCCUCCUUCCCAGCUGACUCAACCUCCUCCGUACCCACUCUCUCCUCCAGCCUCCUCGUCCGGAUCGAGUGCUGCUUCUCCGUCAGCCCCCUCUUCACCUGAGCUAAAUCCCUCUUCUCCUCCGAUACCCACGUCCCCUCUAUAUCCCCCGCUCCCUGCAAUGGCUUGCCCCGAGCCCACACCUCCGGGGCCCACGGGCCCAGCCCAGAACACUCGGAGUAAGCUACGGCCUGAGGAUCCAGUCGUUACCCUCCUUCUCCGUCCCUAUGGGCCCAUGAUAGACGAUGGGACAGAUGGAGGGCAGAUGCCCGCUUUACAGUACUGGCCUUUUUCUACCUCAGAUCUCUAUAACUGGAAAAACAAUAACCCUCCUUUUUCUGAUGAUCCUUCUAAGCUAACAGGUCUAAUGGAUUCUGUUAUGUUCUCCCACCAACCCACAUGGGACGACUGUCAACAGCUCCUAGGGGUCCUGUUCACCACCGAGGAAAGAGACCGCAUCCUCCUGGAAGCCCGGAAAGCUGUUCCCGGAGAAGAUGGCAGACCCACCCAGAGACCAGACCUGAUCGAUGACUCCUUCCCCUUAAAGCGCCCCAACUGGGACCCCAACUCACCUACUGGUAGGCAGCAUCUUUCUAUCUAUCGCCAGACUCUAAUGGCAGGUCUCCGGGCGGCCGCAAGGCACCCCACUAAUCUGGCCAAGGUAAGAAAAGUUACCCAAGGACCUACUGAGACUCCCUCAGUUUUUCUAGAACGCCUGAUGGAAGCUUACCGGCGAUAUACGCCUUUUAACCCUGAGGAAGAAGGCCGACAAGGCUCGAUAGCUAUGGCCUUCAUAGGGCAAUCGGCCCCCCAUAUAAGACGUAAGCUCCAAAGGCUAGAUGGUCUCCAAGACCUAACUCUGAGGGAUCUUGUUAAGGAAGCUGAAAAAGUCUACUAUAAGCGGGAGACAGAGGAAGAAAAAGAGUUAGCUAGGGACAAAAGACGAAACAAGGAAUUAGCUAAGGUGUUGGCCACAGUUAUUCAGGGAAAACCUGAGCCAGGAAAGGGAAAGCCCACUCGCCCUCCAUUAGACCCUGACCAAUGUGCAUACUGUAAGGAAAAAGGACACCUGAUCAAAGACUGUGAAAAGUUAAAAAAGAAACGGGCCAAAGAAGAACGAGAAAAGCAGUCCUCGCAGCGAUCCCGAGCCCCCAUGCUCGCCCUAGAUGAAGAAGACUAGGGACUUCGGGGCUCGGACCCCCUCCCCGAGCUCAGGGUAAUGUUUAAAGUGGAGGGGACUCCCGUGGAAUUCGAGGUCGAUACGGGAGCUGUUUAUUCGGCCUUACAAGCCCCCUUAGGGGCCCUUUCAACUAAGAAAUCAUUAGUUCAAGGGGCUAACGGGAGCAAAUAUCGCUCGUGGACCACUGAGCGCACAGUUGACUUAGGUAAGGGAAAAGUAAAACACUCCUUUCUGGUUAUUCCUGAAUGUCCUGCUCCCCUCCUGGGACGUGACUUAUUAACCAAACUGGGGGCAAAGAUUUCCUUUGAGCCCCAAGGACCUCAAGUGACAUUCCGUAACCCAAAGGUUGGGCAACCUAUGGUUACGGUGUUAUCUCUAAAACUGGAAGAUGAAUAUAGGCUCUACGACCACCAGGAUCCCCAGCCUAUCGCCCCAGCCUGGCUAACUGAUUUUAAAGAAUCCUGGGCCGAGACGGCUGGACUCGGGCUGGCAAGCCAGCAACCGCCUGUAGUGGUUACUUUAAAAACCACUGCCUCCCCUAUUCGGGUUAAGCAAUAUCCCAUUAAUAGAGAAGCUCACCUAGGGAUUAAGGUGCAUAUACAGAGACUUUUAGACCAAGGGGUAUUAACUCCUUGUCGGCCUGCAUGGAAUACUCCGUUACUCCCGGUCAGAAAGCCCGGGACGAAUGACUACAGACCGGUACAGGACUUAAGGGAGGUCAAUAGCAGGGUGGAGGACAUUCACCCCACCGUACCCAAUCCCUAUAAUCUCCUCAGCGGGUUGAAUCCGUCAAGGACUUGGUACACUGUUCUGGAUUUAAAGGAUGCCUUUUUCUGUUUGCCUUUGCACAAAGAUAGCCAGCCCUUAUUUGCGUUUGAAUGGACGGACCCCGAGACUGGGUCCGCCGGACAACUGACCUGGACGCGCCUCCCACAGGGCUUCAAAAACAGCCCAACCAUCUUCGAUGAAGCCCUACAUAAGGAUUUAGCCCCCUUUCGGGCUCAACACCCAAACCUCACCCUUCUUCAAUAUGUAGAUGACUUGCUGCUGGCUGCGGACUCUGAGGGUGACUGCAAAAGCGGAACUCAGGACCUUUUACGUGAGUUGGCUAUUCUGGGGUAUAGGGCAUCAGCAAAAAAGGCUCAAAUUUGUAAGCGAGAGGUAAUUUUUCUGGGCUACUCCUUGAAAGGGGGAAAAAGAUGGCUCACUGAGGCCAGAAAACAGACCUUGGUCCAGAUUCCCCCUCCAAAGAGUCAAAAACAAUUACGAGAGUUCCUGGGUACCGCGGGGUUUUGCCGGUUGUGGAUCCCUGGAUUCGCAACUUUGGCAGCUCCCCUGUACCCGUUACUGAAGGGGGAAUCUCCCUUUAUCUGGGAAAAAGAUCACCAGCAGGCCUUUGAUGCCAUCAAGCGGGCUCUCCUGUCCGCUCCGGCCCUGGCCCUUCCUAAUGUGGAUAAACCCUUUACUCUCUUCAUUGAAGAAAAGAGAGGAAUAGCGAGAGGAGUACUGACCCAGGCCUUUGGGCCAUGGAGGCGUCCGGUGGCUUACCUCUCAAAAAGACUGGACACUGUGGCAAGCGGGUGGCCACCCUGCCUAAAGGCCAUUGCAGCAGCUGCCUUGCUCAUUAAAGAUGCUGACAAAUUGACUUUGGGACAAAAAAUAACAAUCAUUGCCCCGCAUACGCUAGAAAGCAUCAUCCGCCAGCCUUCAGACAGGUGGCUCUAAAAUGCCAGAGUUACUCAUUAUCAGAGCCUCUUGCUCAACAAGGACAAGAUAACUUUUGGACCCCCGGUGACUCUCAACCCGGCGACUCUGCUGCCGGAAGAAGCUUCGGAACCCGUCCUCCAUACCUGCCAGGACGUCUUGGCAGAAGAGGCCGGAGUACGACCGGACUUAUUGGAUUGCCCCCUACCCAAUGCAGAGGUGACCUACUUCACUGACGGGAGUAGCUUUUUGAUUCAAGGUAAGCGGUAUGCGGGGGCGGCUGUGACUGAUUAUUCCAAUGUUAUAUGGACAGCCAGACUAGAGGACGGGUCCUCGGCCCAAAAGGCCGAACUGAUUGCUUUGACUAAGGCUCUGGAGCUCGCCAAAGGAAAGCGAGCAAACAUUUACACGGAUAGCCGAUAUGCCUUUGCAACGGCCCACAUCCACGGGGCCAUAUACCGCCAGCGGGGGCUUCUGACCUCCGCAGGAAAAGAAAUAAAACACAAACAGGAAAUCCUUCAGUUGCUCGCUGCAGUUAUGUUGCCCCAGAAGGUGGCGAUAAUACACUGUAACAGCCACCAGAAAGGGACUGAUCCCGUCACAAGGGGAAACAACCUGGCCGAUCAGGCAGCAAAAUCUGCAGCCAUGGGAGACUCACAAAUGUUGGUGACUGAUGUCAAAGAUUCUCCUCCAAAGGAGAAAGCUCAGAUUAACCAAACCCCUGAACAAGACUUCCCAGGGGCAUCCCCCACUGCCAUACGUCAGGUCGCCAAUCGGGUUGUGGCUAAUUGUGAGGCAUGUCAAUUGACCAAUGCCUACCCUGCCAAGCUGGCCCCCGGCAAAAGGCUACGUGGCACCAGACCUGGACAAUACUGGGAAGUGGACUUUACAGAAGUUAAGCCUGCCCGAUGCGGACUAAAAUAUCUGCUAGUUUUUGUAGACACCUUUUCUGGAUGGACUGAGGCUUUUCCUACCAAAAAGGAAACUGCUGCCGUGGUAACUAAAAAGUUGAUGGAAGAAAUAUUUCCCCGGUUCGGAUUGCCAAAGGUAAUAGGGUCCGAUAAUGGACCGGCGUUUGUGGCUAAGGUAAGUCAGGGACUGGCCAACAUAUUGGGGAUUGAUUGGAAGUUACAUUGUGCUUAUAGACCCCAAAGUUCAGGACAGGUAGAAAGAAUGAAUAGAACUAUUAAGGAGACCCUCACUAAAUUGGCUCAUGAGACUGGCUUAAAAGAUUGGACGAUGCUCCUGCUGUAUGCCCUUUUUCGCGCGCGAAACACCCCGUCUACCAAACCCCCUAACCUUACUCCCUUCGAAAUCCUUUUUGGCACUCCACCCCCCAUUCGAGAUCUCACUCCCUUAACUGAGCAUGCUGCCUUGUUGCCAACCUCCCUGUCUGACAGGCUCAUCGCCCUUGACAAUCUACAGAGGGACGUGUGGACGCAGCUAGCCUCGGCCUAUGCUCCCAGUGAGUUCCCCGCGCCACAUCCGUACCAGGUGGGAGACUUUGUGUUCGUCCGGCGCCACCAACAAGAGACUCAACAGCCUCGCUGGAAAGGACCGUACCAGGUCCUAUUGACUACUCCUACAGCGGUAAAGGUUGACGGAGUCGCCUCUUGGAUCCACGCGUCACAUCUAAAGCCUGCUUCAGCGCCAGAGGACGACUCCUGGGAACUCAAACGGUCUGAUAACCCCUUAAAACUUAAGCUGAGCCGAAAGACUCUUUGA